AUCGAGACAAGGACAUCCGUCAGCCCGGCAUUUCGAUUAGAGGCCUGAGAGGAAUAUAUAACCUACCGAUAGGUCACGAGGAUGGAUAGGUCCUCCCGAUCAUGUCGACCUUUCGCUUCCAACACAAACACUUCUGCUUGCCCUUUACCGGUCUUCACUCCAACUCUACCUAUACCCGGUCUCUCUCUACCUUGACAAGUCGACUCUGCUACCAAUCCACUAGCUACUCCUCAUCAUCAUGUUCAACAAGCAACACGGUCACCACAAUGUCGAGGGCAACGAUUUCCUGGGCAAGGACAUCCAGUACUUCUCCCAGGCCGGUUUCGACAUGGACAAGAUCCACAUCAAGCGUAACGCUCCCGUCGCCGCCUUGUACGAGGACGCCAUCAUGAACGAAGGCGCCGUCCUCUCGUCUACCGGUGCCCUGAUCAACUUUUCGGGAAAGAAGACGGGAAGGAGCCCCAAGGACAAGCGUAUCGUCUACGAGGAUGGUAGCAAGGAUAACGUUUGGUGGGGUAGCGUCAACAUUCCUAUCGACGAGCACACCUUCGAGAUCAACCGUGAACGAGCCAUCGACUACUUGAACACCCGAGACAACGUCUACGUCUUUGACGGCUUCGCCGGAUGGGACCCCAAGUACAGGAUCAAGGUCCGAGUCAUCGCCUCGCGAGCCUACCACGCCUUGUUCAUGCACAACAUGUUGAUCCGACCUUCCCCGGAAGAGCUCGAAAACUUUGGCGAGCCCGAUUUCAUCAUCUACAAUGCCGGUCAAUUCCCUGCCAACCGAUUCACCACCGGUAUGAGCUCUACCACCUCGGUCUCGAUCAACUUUAGGCGAAACGAGAUGGUCAUCCUCGGUACCGAGUACGCCGGAGAGAUGAAGAAGGGAAUCUUUUCGGUCAUGCACUACCUGCAGCCCGUCAAGUUUGGUCAGCUCUCUUUGCACUCGAGUGCCAACCAGGCUCGACCCGGUCCCGAUGGACAGGAGGGUGAGGUCUCGUUGUUCUUUGGUCUCUCGGGAACCGGAAAGACCACCUUGUCUGCCGACCCCAACCGUCUGUUGAUCGGUGACGACGAGCACGUCUGGUCCGACACUGGUGUCUUCAACAUCGAGGGAGGAUGUUAUGCCAAGACCAUCAACCUGUCCGCCGAGAGGGAGCCCGAGAUCCACGGCGCCAUCAAGUACGGUGCCAUCCUCGAGAAUGUCGUCUACAACCCUGCCGACCGAGUCCCCGACUACGACGACGUCUCGAUCACCGAAAACACCCGAUGCGCCUACCCUAUCGAGUACAUCCCCAACGCCAAGAUCCCCUGCAUCGCCAACAAGCAGCCCAACAACAUCAUCAUGCUCUGUUGUGACGCUUUCGGAGUCUUGCCUCCCGUCUCCAAGUUGACCCCUGCCCAGGCCAACUACCACUUUAUCGCCGGUUACACCUCCAAGACCCCCGGUACCGAGGAUGGUGUCACCGAGCCUUCUCCCGUAUUCUCGACCUGUUACGGAGCUCCCUUCUUGGUCCUCGACCCCACUCGAUACGCUUCCAUGCUCGAGGAGAAGAUGACCCAGACCGGUGCCGACUGCUACCUGAUCAACACCGGUUGGGUCGAGGGAGGCUUCUCUUCCGGCGGACGACGAUGCCCCUUGAAGUACACCCGUGCCAUCAUCGACGCCAUCCACAGCGGUGCGCUCAAAAAGGCCGAAUACCAGACCCACCCCGUCUUCAACCUCGCCAUCCCCAAGAAGGUCGAGGGCGUUCCUGAUGACCUCCUCAACCCCGUCUGGAAGGACGCCGACGCCUACAACGACGCCCAGAGCAAGUUGGCCGGCAUGUUCCAGACCGCCUUGAAGAAGUACGAGGCCACCAUGUCCGACGCCGUCAAGCAGGCCGGUCCUCAGGUCGCCUGAGCGGGAUAAUCAUGGACAUUCUUUCUUUCUGAUCCCUUUUUCCGAGUGUAUUUUUAGCCACUCUAUUAUACCUUAGGAGAGUCCCUUUGGAUUCCCGGUUCCUACAUCAUUUGGUUGUAACGAUAAUAGCAAAAGAUUCUUAGCAUGAUUCUACUAGACAUUCCCCCGAGG
Molecule: messenger RNA, 2074 nt
Organism: Filobasidium floriforme
Lineage: Eukaryota; Fungi; Basidiomycota; Tremellomycetes; Filobasidiales; Filobasidiaceae
Product: putative phosphoenolpyruvate carboxykinase
Exons: 5
Coding region: 239-1903 (554 amino acids)
Biological process (GO): gluconeogenesis
Cellular component (GO): cytosol
Molecular function (GO): phosphoenolpyruvate carboxykinase (ATP) activity; ATP binding
Source: RefSeq, a predicted model, not a curated record